Molecule: messenger RNA, 1045 nt
Organism: Aphidius gifuensis
Lineage: Eukaryota; Metazoa; Arthropoda; Insecta; Hymenoptera; Braconidae
Product: replication stress response regulator SDE2
Exons: 2
Coding region: 189-968 (259 amino acids)
Cellular component (GO): nucleus
Source: RefSeq, a predicted model, not a curated record
UCAUCAGCUGAUGUCCUGAUGACAUUUGUUUGCAUUUGUUGUUGAAACUUGGAUGUCAAAAUAUUUAUCACUUAAAACAUAAACAUUUUGUUAUUGUUAAUAUUUUUCAUUGAUAUAACUACACUGCUAUCUCGAGUACUUAUCAAUAUCAAUUUUAUCAAAGGGUUUAUAUUAAAAAUUAUAUAAAAAUGUUGCAAGUAAAAUUGGAAAGUGGCCAUGGAUGCAAAACAAUUUUCACAGACCCAAAGGGUAUUACACUUUUGGAAAUGUGGAUACACCUAGAAAACCUGGGUUUUUCAAAAGAACAAUUUUAUGCUCUUAAAAAUGGUCGAACUGUUGAAGAUGAUGAGCAACUACUUCAAGGAUCACUGACAAUAUUACCAAAACUUGUUGGAGGUAAAGGAGGAUUUGGUUCAAUGCUUCGUGCAAUUGGAGCACAAAUUGAAAAAACAACAAAUCGUGAAGCAUGUAGAGAUCUUAGUGGACGUCGUCUUCGUGAUAUUAAUGAAGAAAAACGUUUAAAAGCUUGGAUGGAAAAAAAAGAUACUCGUAAAGAAGAAGCUGUUGAGAGAAAAAAAAAAAAAUUAGAAAGAUUAUGUGCUGAACCAAGACACGAGUUUAAAGAUAAAAAUUAUGAACACGAAAGAUCAGUUCUUACUGAUAAAAUUGAUGAUGCUGUUGAAAAAGGUUUUAAAAUGGCUAAAAUUAUUGAAGAGACUAAACAAGUUGCUGGAGCAAGUAAUGCCAAAAAAGGAGUUAAAAGAAAAACAUUCCUUGAUGAUUUUGAUGAAGACAUUGACUCUGAUGAUCUAACAAGCAGUGAUGAUGAUGAUGAUGACAAAAAAAAUAAGCUAAAUAAAAAACCUAAGACAAUCAAUAAUGACAAGACAGAUAAUUCAGCUGGUACAUCAACAGAAUCAUCAUCAUCUGAUCCUGAAAAUGAAAAUAUAAAAAUGUUAACAAAUUAAUCAUUUAUUUAACUAACAAAUAUUGUUAACAAUAAUCUGAAAAAUAAAAUAAUACUUUAAGGCUUAAUUUAAAAAAA